UUUUGUGGGAGACGACGCGCAGUUGGUGAUUUACUUGUGACUUGUGAAGUAUAACUUUAGGCUUGAACUCACCUGCCCCACCGACCCGCCCACCCAUUCGUCUCGCACUGCACUGUCUGUCUGUCUCACUCAUUCCUCAGCCCUCUUCCUCUCCAACCUGCGAAGUGCCACCAGCCUAUCACUAGCCUAUUUUCUUAGCUCUAAGUACCCACUUGCUCCGCCCUGUCCUCUCCUACCCCCUCUCUGCGUUGCUUGUUCGCUGCACAGCUUGCAUUCCGCUGCCUGCACGCAUGCGCUGCUGCCUGCCCGAGUGGCGAGUGCCUGGCCUCGGUAUUUUGCGGCGCCACUGCCUUGCUGCGAUCCUGCCUCUGCCGCCAGCGGUCCCCUGCCUCUGACUUCCUGCUUCAGACACCAGCCUCCUUGAUCCAGUGUUUCCCUGCCUCUGCCUCCCCAGCUGUCUCAGCCUUUGAGCAAUCAACACAGAGAAACAGCAAUGAGUGAUUCAAGGGAUAGCUCCCCAGAUUGGUUGCGUUCUUUUCAGGUGCCAUCGUAUUCGCCAUUGAUACUGUCAUCUGAUUCCAAGUCCUUACAUGAUGAUAGCCUGUCAAUUGGAGAUGAGACUGAUGCUGAAGGAUCAUCUCUGGAGAUCAGCAAGAGUAAGAGUAAGAGUAAGAGUAAGAGUAAGAGCAGGAGCACUGGUCUUGGCAAAAGCCGUUACAAGUCUUCACCUAGAAAGACAUUAGAAGUAGCUGCUAUUGAAAUAGAAGGUUGUACUACGUCAUCUAGAAGAAAGAAAUCAGAGAAGCAAAAUGCAGAAGGAGACAUAGAGGAAAGGAAGAUUGGCAUUGAUUCAAACAAUGACAUGCAUGUCGAGCAUAAAGAAUCUGUUUAUCGAAUUUUGAAUCUAUCAUUGGAUUCUGAGUCGUGCCUUGAUCAUAGCCCCAAAAAAGAAAUUCGUAACAAUCAGGUGGAAGCUUCUCAGCAACAAAUACCUCAAUUGAUUAGUGAAGAAGCUAAGGAUAAAAUUAUCCUUGGCAAUGAUGGAAAGUCUCCAUCCAGAAAGGGUUCAAAAGGAAAGUCUUCUCAGAAACCAAUUCAUGUAGAAGAAGAUCAUUCACCAGUGAAAGGGAAGAAAACAAAGGGCAGUGCAAAGGAGAGAGGUAGUGGUGGAGAUCUGGAGGCUGAGGAGGAAGAAACUUGUGAAAAGCUCAUUGAGACAAAUGUCUCCUCUUCAAGGCUACCUUUGGUGCUUUCUGAGAAAGUUCAACGAACAAAGGCUCUUGUUGAGUGCCAAGGUGACUCCAUAGAUCUCAGUGGUGAUGUGGGAGCUGUAGGCCGGGUUAUAAUUUCAGAUUCUGCAUCCAGAGAUCAGGAAAUGCACUUAGACUUGAAAGGAACUAUAUACAAAACAUCUAUAGUUCCUUGCCGGACAUUUUGCGUAGUUAGCUUUGGACAGUCUGAGGCAAAGAUAGAGGCCAUUAUGAAUGACUUCAUACAGCUGGAGCCACAAUCUAAUGUAUAUGAAGCUGAAACUAUGGUUGAAGGGACACUGGAUGGUUUUGCCUUCGAUUCAGAUGAGGAAGCUGGCAAGAUGCCGAAGGCCACCCAAACUGAUCAAAAUGAGCAUGCUGAGGAACAAACUCACAGUAAAUCCAAAGGGAAGGGUGACAAGAAAACAGGUGCUGAAAAGAAAAGAGGUAGAAGUACUGGAGGAAAACCACAACCUAAGACAGUAAAGAAAAAAGCUCCAAAAAAAGCUCCAAAUUCUAAGAAGGCAAAGACGAAGAAUUGAGUCGAAGAAGUGUUCCAUUGUAUAUGUUGUAAACUUAUACUCAAUCCUUGGGUUAAAAGUACUAGUUGAUGAAAUACUUUGCCCAUGUCAGAGAUAAUAACAUUACAGCAGCUGCCAUUGGAGUUCUUAUCAACAAAUCCACCCCAGAAGAAUUGGAUACUUUUAUGAUUGGUGAAUGAGUUCUUAUCAAAUCCUUCUUACAUGUUCCUGUUUCCAUAAUACUCACAUUGCAGUUUCUUUUCCACUGAAUUAUUAUUUGUUAUCUCUGCUUUUAGUUGACUUGUAUUAGCUGGCUAAUAUAAUUUUUGAAAUAUUACUUUGUUAACUAAAUUUCUGCCAAACAUGGGAGAAUGAAUUUCAGGAUUCUAAUUUUCCUGAUUACAUUGAC
This is a messenger RNA of Arachis stenosperma, 2180 nucleotides long. RefSeq names its product DNA-binding protein BIN4-like. Gene Ontology annotation, cellular component: DNA topoisomerase type II (double strand cut, ATP-hydrolyzing) complex; nucleus. Gene Ontology annotation, molecular function: double-stranded DNA binding. Lineage: Eukaryota; Viridiplantae; Streptophyta; Magnoliopsida; Fabales; Fabaceae. Gene Ontology annotation, biological process: chromosome organization; DNA endoreduplication. The record is from RefSeq and is a predicted model, not a curated record. The coding region runs from base 494 to 1792 and encodes 432 amino acids. The transcript has 13 exons.